Molecule: messenger RNA, 1499 nt
Organism: Moneuplotes crassus
Lineage: Eukaryota; Ciliophora; Spirotrichea; Euplotida; Euplotidae
Source: the annotation of a GenBank genome assembly
UCAUAAGGCCACAAUCUCUCUUCCUUUUAGAAGUGAUUGCAUUUUUAAUGAUGGUUAUAUUAAGAAUAGUGGUUGCCCAAGAUGAUUAUGAAGAAAUGUUAUCACCUGACUAUCUAGAGAUAACUGAAGUUCCUGACGGCCCUGAUGGUCCUUCUCAAUUAGAUGAUAGCAUGAAGCUCAAUCCCAAUGACUUCGAUGUUGUCAUGCUUGAGACACACACCAAGAGAGUCCUCCAGGCUUCCAACACCACCUCCACUGCUGCUGGUAAUGGAACUGUUAACAUCGAGCCUUUCAAAAUGUACACAGUGACUGUGACUUCAAGAGCCUCGAACAGCGCUCUCAGAAACAACGGAGAAGACAAGUUCUACGUCCGGAUUCAGAAUGAGUGCACCUACUCCAACCAGACGACCUGCACGGAAGUGGGCGGGGCGGCCAACACAGUGCCGACUCCGUACGAAGGACUGAUGACAUACAACGGAGACUCCACUUAUUCGUACAACUACACUCUCAGUGUGACUGGCAAGAUAUCUGUGACGGUGUUUCUCAGGAACACUGGCAGAGUCAUGGUUGAGUGGCACAGGAAUCAAUAUCUAUCAAAUUUUUAUUCAAAUGCAGAAACCACACAAAUCAGCUUUAAUUGGGGAUCUGGUUACCCUUGAUGUGGAAGAUAUGAUUAUGUAAGCGCAAAGUUUAGAACAUAUCUGCGUCCAAACAUCUCAGGAACUUAUAGUAUUUAUACUUACUCAGAUAGAGGAGCUAGAAUUUAUGUUGAAGGAGCUACAAAGAUGGAUUAUUGGAACACUAAUUAUAAUGGAGUCAGAGGGUUUACUAUGACUUUAACAAAGGAUACGAAUUACUAUAUCACGACUUAUUACCAAGAAACUACAGGCUCUACUUAUUAUUAUUUGCAAUGGAUAGUUCCAGGAACUGGGUCACGUGUCACUAUCCCUUCAGUCAACUAUGUUUGGCCAGAGUUUGUUACAACUGCUCCCUUCACAAUUGAUGUUGCCUGUCCAUCUGGGUAUACCCACACUAAUACAGACCACCCCAACGAAUGCUACCCUGUGUGUGGAGACAGCAUGAGGGUCGGAGCCGAAGUCUGUGAUGAUGGAAACACUCGCUCCAACGAUGGAUGUGCCGAAGACUGCCUCUCAGUAGAGACCAACUGUACAUGAACAGGCGGAAGCGCCUCACAAGCCGACUACUGCUCUUGCCUGACCAGCUUCGUGAACGAAACAGUGGUCGAAGAAUAUUCCACUGCUUCCAAAGUGAUGGUCUUUGCAGUCUUCGGAGUGUUCACCUCUGUGUCAGUCGCCGCAAUCGUAGUUACCGUUAUUGUGGAACUGAGACAGCCAAUUCAGUACUCUCAGAUCCAGCAGAGAAGCAUCCGAGUCACACAGAAAGUCAAGGCGGACGCUCAGAAGAAGAUCGAAGCAGACAGAAGGAAGAGAAGUACCAGAUACGAAGCUUAAGGAGACAUUAUCAAAUGUUAUAAGUUU